This is a messenger RNA of Carassius gibelio (silver crucian carp), 5233 nucleotides long. RefSeq names its product suppressor of cytokine signaling 1. Gene Ontology annotation, biological process: intracellular signal transduction; phosphatidylinositol phosphate biosynthetic process. Gene Ontology annotation, molecular function: 1-phosphatidylinositol-3-kinase regulator activity. The transcript is spliced from 5 exons. Lineage: Eukaryota; Metazoa; Chordata; Actinopteri; Cypriniformes; Cyprinidae. The coding region runs from base 3387 to 3956 and encodes 189 amino acids. Gene Ontology annotation, cellular component: phosphatidylinositol 3-kinase complex. The record is from RefSeq and is a predicted model, not a curated record.
UACUGUAUAUAUCUAUAGUUGGGUGAUAUGUAAUCAGACUGCCUCAAAUGUCUUACAUGGCUUUUAUGCAAAUAUUUUUUUGUAAAGCUAUUUCAGAUUCCGUUUUAUUUUCACUUCACUAAACACUGAAUUAAGGAUUCGAAAAGAGGAAGUAGCCUUUUUUUUAAGCAAGACAUGAAUUUGCUUAAUUUUUUUUUACUAUAAAGCAUCUCUACAUCAAUCUUGUGGUGUAGCAACCGCAGUGCUUUUCAUAAUUCAAGGCACAGCAAAUAUUUAGAGCCCUGUGAUAAAAUACUGGGAUCCUCAUGUUGAAAAUGUUAGAGAGGGAUAUUGAGCUGUCAUGUUUAUGGUUUUAUGUUGAUUACUUGCUUUUAUGUUUUAUGGAUAAAAUAUCUUGAUAAGGGUUUUUCUGGCAUGAUAUUAAAUGUCCUUCUCUUUUAGACCUUAGCAAUUGCUCUGAUGAAAGUGCAAAGGUGAAAAGAGGCAUAAACCUAUAUCAGACAUAAACAACCUUCUCAAUUAACUUGGGACACAUAAAGUUACUCUAUUUCUGCUCCAGGUGAUUUGGACUGUUGAUGGCACAACAGUAUUUCUGUGUUUGAGUUUCAGAUACAAAUAGAGAAAAGUGUAUACAAGUCACGUUUUAUAAAUAUGCAGACUUACUCAAAAAGAGAAGUGCUUGCAGCAUUAACUUAAGUUUCUAUUAGCAUCAGAACUCUCUUGGAUAGUUAAAACAGAAGAAAGCAUGUCAUAAGGUAUUACUUCUAAACAUGUUUUACACUAAUGGUUCAGAAAGGAAACCUAGCCACAAAGUGUCUUGUUUUGAAACCUGCCUCUGCCUUGAAUAAAAAAAUGAAUACAUUGUCCAUACCUUUGGGAUAAAUUUGGAUAUGCCAAUCAAUUUAUUGUCCAUUCGGCAUAUUGCAAACAACCAAAAAAUAAACUUUAACAAACGUAACUUAGUCUUCAUAAACAAAAUAUUUUACAUUCCAGACAAACUGUUACGAGUCCUGCUUAACACAGCACAGACAUGGUCAAAACAUUUGUUUUACUUUUCAUUGUGCACCCUGUCUCUAAUCAAUACCUCACCUAAAUACACUCAAAAUAAUAAAAAAUUACAACUCUGUAUAAUGGCUCCAACAUAGUUUCUACAAAAAGAAAACAUUUUCUGUGUGUAUCAUAUAAUGACAUUCUGGUCUCUAGAAAUGCCUUGGGUCAUUUCUUUAAAGUCAGUCAAAGGGAUUUGAUGUGCUACGAGACCAAAAGUGAAAGUCUGAUUACAUAUAAAAUAAUAGCACAUCUCCUCAACAAAAAAUAUUACUUUUUAUGUCUUAUAUUCAAAACCUCAAUCCUACUUGACCGAUAAUCAUUUGUUGUGUAUUUAAACCUUUUAGAGCACCACAUAUUGUGUGCUCUAAAAGAGUAUUAUGCAAUAAUAGGGUAAUGAUUAUCUACCAUUUGGCAGGCUACUGGAUCUGGAAAAGAGUAGGCUAAUUGAGAUUGAAAUUAAAUAAAAAUGGUUAACAGAUACCCAUCCAUUGCCACAUUACAACUUCCUCUGGCUGACCUCUGCUACCCAACUGUGUUACCACGUACGUUUGACCAUAAAUUCAAACACGGGCGCUUUAAAUAGUUACCGCCUCAAAGUCCCGCCUCCAGGCCUGUAGCCAUUGGCUCGACGUUUUAGUUAGGAAGUUUUAAUUGGAUGCUGAGCUGACAUUUAAAAAAUCCGGAACUAAGCAGCUGUAAACAACCGCAGAGUGUUCUUUGUAGAAACGAUAUAUAUUUUUAGAUCGAUUCAACAUGCCGACCUCCCCUGUGAAGACACGUAUUCCGCUGACAAGUUUUGGUCAUCUUAUUAGCGAAGUCAAGAGACAGCUCUUUGGGAUUGAUGCACCGACCCCAACAGAACUGACAGGAUGGAGGAAACAUUUUAACAGCUACACAUUACGAGGACGCAGGAAUUUUGUUCUUGCCACAUAUGGUGUUUUUGCACUCACGGCUGCCGUCUACAUGAUGAGACACAGCAGGAAGGAGGAACAUGAAACAGCAUCUGCCUCAUCAUAAACUACAAAUAGAAAGUUAAAGGGGGUUAAGAAUACAAUAAAUUAUUCUGCAUCACUACAUGAGUGGACCGUGGUUAAUGAAGCUCGUGUUUCUGCAUGUAACUGGUCAGAUGUUUAAUUUUUCUAUCAUGUACACGAUUGUCAUUUAAAAAAAUAUUAAAAGUCCCAAUAAAAUGGGAGUAGUGACAGAACUGUUCCUCUAUACUGUGCUGUACAUCCGAGUGUAACUUGGUUGUAUGCAUCAAGUGUUAAUUGAAUGUUGAAAUAUAAAUGUUGGUUGCACUCAUAAGUGAAUGAAGAUGAACAUGAGUUUGAAGGACAAGAUUUACGCGGAUGAAGUAACCGCUUUCGUCACCGAGAGAAAAGUCUAUCGCUUGGGAACAAUACUUCCAUGCUUGAUGUAUGGUAAACAAUAAAACCUAUAACAUCGAUUUCGCAUAUAAUUUCAUGCAGACUAUAAUGUUUUUUAAUCUUGUUGUAGUUGUUUUAAGUCUCUGGUGGUUUGCCAGUAGAGUGCAGUGUAAGCUUAUUACCAAGUACAUUUCUUGGAACCCGUUUGCAUGGUCUGUUCUAAAGGCAAAUUUUGUGGUUAUUUUAACAGCUGUUGGUUUUAGGUUAGUGAAACUAGCUGGUCAGAUAGGGAUGUUUUCCUGUAAAAUGAAAUGUUUAGAAAUGAUUUCAGAAAUAACAGUGCUGUUGUAAUGUGUUUUUUUUUUCCUUUUAUCCUGCUUUUUGUUUCAGGAUGAUCAUGCCAGUUCAUCGUAAUCAGGUGUCAUUCUGAAAGUGAAUCUUCGUUGAACCUAAUUAUUCUGAAAUCUACACUAUUACAUUAUUAUGCUAAUCAACAAAUAACUGAAGUACUAUCCAUUUUCUUUAAUACAAUAUGCUUGUUUUCCUCUUUACGGUGUUAUACUAUACAGUUAUGCCAACCAUGUCUCUCUCUGACUGUCAGUAUUUAAAUCUUUUAUCUUUCAGAUAUUUACACCUACUUAUGACACGAUCUAUACCUAGGUCAGCUAAAGUGAAACUGAAAUGAAAAAGCAGCUGUGUGCACCAAUGGUGGGAUGUGGUAAAUCUUUUUUUUUUUCCUAUGAAGUUAGAGCAGUAUCCUACUCAACUGCAAAAUUUUAGGUGAUUGUGCAAGCAGUUGAUGUCAGUUGCAUAAGAUCUCUGGUAUUUUGGGGCUCAUCUCAUCCUUUUAAAGGUCCUUCAGGUGAAAAUACAACUGGAUUCAUCUGCAGUACAGUGCAAGGCGGCACAUAAUCAUUCAUCUAUGAUUUAGGACCAUGGAGGAAUGGUAUGAGUGGGCCCUGAUUCAGAAUGGUCCAGCACAAUGACACUGACCAUGCAGAUGCGCAACAGGGCCCAUCCAAGCCGGCCGAGUCCCCUAAACCCUGUACUGUCCCACCGACACACUUUCACCCCUUUCGGGACCAGCAGGAAUGUGACCUCAUCACCCAGUCUGUGGAAUACUUGAACCACAGUGGAUUUUACUGGGGUCCCUUGGAAGUAGAUGAAGCCCACGCUCGACUUGCCAAACUUCCUCUCGGGACAUUCCUGAUUCGGGACAGCAUGCAAGCAAAUGUUUUCUUCACUCUCAGCUAUCAGUCUCCCGAGGGCCCGACCAGUGUGAGGGUGCUCCUGAAGGAUGGGGGAUUCAGCUUAGCGGGCAGUAAACAUACUUUCACUUGCCUUUUUGACUUACUAGGAUACUAUAUUGCAUCCCCCAAAAAGAGUCUGAGUAUGCCGUAUCGUGGAGAAAUGCCGCAGAGCUUGCAAGAACUGGCGAGAAGAGCUGUGGUGGGGAGCUUUGGGAAAGAUAGUAUUCAACAUCUUCCUGUGAGCAAGAAACUUAAAGAAUUUCUGUGGUUGUACCCUUUUAGUAUAUGAAUGUGUAUAGUUCAUAUGAAGAUGUUACAGAUGUUGCAGCUCUAUAACAAAGUACGAUUUAUUGGAAACAAUGCAUUUCAUAUGGCGGGGUCACAUUAGCAAUUUCACUGGGCAAAAACAUGUCCUUUGUUCAUUGUCAAUAAUGCCGAUUUUGCUUAUUACAAUUAUUACAAACAACCUGAACACAACUUUACGGUGGUUGUGCAACAAACUCAAUUCAUGCUGAUUUCUUUUUAAUGACAAUGUGACCAUGCCUAUAUGAUUCUGUGCUCUUCAUUGACCCAACUAGAACAUGUACUGUAUUUAUGUGUAGUGAUUGUUUGGAUUAUUUUACGAUAUUAACAAUGCACUACAAAACAUUUUUAUUAUUAUAAUUUGUUCAAUGCGCAGUAAGAACAGGGCAACACCACCACAAGCCUUCAAUUGCUUUACAGCAAUUCUUCUGGUACUGGGCCAGUGCAAAGUUUAAAUAUUUGUAAAAUGACAGAAUUAACUAUUCAGUUACCUUUACAUAGUAUUGUCUGUCUUUAUAUAUGAAUGUAAACCACUGACCACAACGCACUGUUGAUGUCAUUAUCAGUAUGAACGGUUGAAUUAUUUUGAUGUAUUGGUACAUAUGUGUAGGCUAUAUAAUCUGCUAUGCAGAAAUAUGCAUUUCACCUAUAGUGAGGCAAGGGUUUCAUUUGUUUAGGAUUGCUUUUUAUUAUUAAAGAUAAAUUAUUUGAGGUGAUUUGAAGUGGAUUUUGCUGUCAUCUCUCUAUGACGAUUUCUCUUUCAUUUCUUUUGUUCUAACGGAUAAGUUUCUUGUAAUGUGGCCCAACCCUAAAAAGAAUCAGUAACCUCUCUCAUACAGACUUUACAGAAACGGCCCCAUCUAGGGGAAAAUAUGAGUUCUAUAUGCAUCAGCCUACAUCGGAAAUGUGUUAAGCAAUACAUUUUUCUUUCUCCUCAUUUUACACUUAUACAAAAGUAUGACUAUUUAUUAAAAUGAUCUGAUUUUGAAAUUUGCCGGUUUUGCAUGUCAUCAUGUGCUUGUCAGGCCAUCUGUACAUGUUUAAAACAACUGUGUUCAUGUUGUGCAUUCGUCUGUAUUUUCACAGCAGAAGCAGUACUGAAGCAGAAUCAUAGGUUGAAAUCACAAACCAUGCACCGACCACUGUGCUUAUUGAAAUCACACCCUAAUAGACAAAAACAGGAAAACAUUUGUUUUCCUCCAUAUCUAUCUAUUUUUUCUAUCUACCUUUGACAAUUCUUUUGCGUAAUAAAACAGAAAGUUA